This is a messenger RNA of Exophiala spinifera, 384 nucleotides long. RefSeq lists its product as uncharacterized. NCBI's taxonomy places the organism in Eukaryota, Fungi, Ascomycota, Eurotiomycetes, Chaetothyriales, Herpotrichiellaceae. The transcript has a single exon. Bases 1 to 384 code for a protein of 127 amino acids. The record is from RefSeq and is a predicted model, not a curated record.
AUGGCACACCCGCAUCUUAUGUCCCAUCAGGGCGUAACACAUGUGGGAACUAUACACAUCGACCCCACAAAUGUCGACGAAUUUCUCGAGGCGUUCCGGGCAUGUUGGGUGCAGGUUUGCAGGGAACCCGAAUGCAUAUAUUUCGACGUCUUUCACUCCAAAACAGAACCCGGUCGAUUUCAUUUUGUCGAAAUCUGGAACAAGGAUAACGACUGGUUCAUGGAGGUUCAGAUCAAGAAGGACUAUUACAAGCCGUACUGGGACAUCACAAGGCCGCUUUGGGAGGCCCGGGACCUUCACACGUACGACCGACUAAGUGGAUUCAACUUUGUUGAUGGCAGAUAUCUAGAAGGAAGUGUGAAAGUCAAGGAGGAAUUACACUAA